AUGUUUACAAAUGCUUCCCUCACUUUUCCCAAUGUUUUCUGGCAGGUGAUGAAUGAUCGUGUUGGUCCAAUCUACGUCAUCAACCUUCUCAUUUCCGACCUCAUUCAGUUCUGCGGCAUGAUCUUUGAGGUGGCGCAACCUAAGGACAGGACAGUGAUUGAUACAUUCACAUAUAUUUACGUAUACUGUCUGGUGGCCAGUGUUUGCUUCAUGGUGUGCAUCGCCCUGGAAAAGUAUUUGGUCAUCGCCUGCCCGCUGUGGUACCGCUUCAGACGAACCAUCAAGGUCUCUGUGCUGGUGUGUGUCGUGGUCUGGAUCAUUCCUCUUGUCUAUUUCCUCCCUUUCUUUUUCUGGAUUAAUUUUAGGGUCAAACGAGUCAUUUUCGCCAUCUUCCUCCUCCUUCCUCUCCCACUGUUCAUAUUCUUCCUUGGUGGGACCCUCAAAGCCCUGUCUGCUUCCAUCUCUGUCCACUCUGACGAAAAACGACGAAUUAUAGGACUGUUGGUCCUGGUGUUGCUUAUUUACAUGCUGCUCUUCCUGCCGAGCAUCAGUUGGUCCCUGGUAGCGGGAGCUAAAUUCAACAAAACUUUUAGCAAUGUGUCUUUAACAAUCCUCAAGUUAAGUCCUCUGGUAGACGUAUUUCUGUAUGUUUUCAUGAAGAAAGGGACCGUUGACAAGCUGUUGGCUUCUGUGUGUUGUUGCAAAAUGGACAGUGAUGAUAUCAGUAGUUCAGAUUCAAGUUCUGUCAUUCAAGUUUGA
Molecule: messenger RNA, 759 nt
Organism: Epinephelus moara (kelp grouper)
Lineage: Eukaryota; Metazoa; Chordata; Actinopteri; Perciformes; Serranidae
Product: mas-related G-protein coupled receptor member A4-like
Exons: 2
Coding region: 1-759 (252 amino acids)
Biological process (GO): positive regulation of Rho protein signal transduction; phospholipase C-activating G protein-coupled receptor signaling pathway
Cellular component (GO): membrane
Molecular function (GO): G protein-coupled receptor activity
Source: RefSeq, a predicted model, not a curated record